CGGGGCGGCCGGGAGGAACCGCGUCCAGGGGCGGGAGGGAGAUCCGCCGCGGAGUGACGGGAAAGUUGGUCCGAGUUCUCGGGAGUUUCCCGGUGUGCUCCCCCGCGUUCGCCCGGCGGCUCCCAGGCUGCUUUCCUCUCUGCCGCCCUCCCGGUCCACUCGGCCCCUCUUUCUGCCGCCGGCCGCCAUGGAGCAGCCGCCGGCGCCCAAGAGUAAGCUAAAAAAGCUGAGUGAAGACAGUUUGACUAAGCAACCUGAGGAGGUUUUCGAUGUAUUGGAGAAGCUUGGAGAAGGGUCUUAUGGAAGUGUUUUUAAAGCUAUACAUAAGGAAUCUGGUCAAGUUGUUGCAAUUAAGCAAGUACCUGUUGAGUCAGAUCUUCAGGAAAUAAUUAAAGAAAUUUCCAUAAUGCAGCAAUGUGACAGCCCCUACGUGGUGAAGUACUAUGGCAGCUACUUCAAGAACACAGACCUGUGGAUCGUCAUGGAGUACUGUGGAGCUGGCUCUGUCUCGGACAUCAUUCGGUUACGGAACAAGACGUUGACAGAAGAUGAAAUUGCAACUAUUCUAAAAUCUACAUUGAAAGGAUUAGAAUAUUUGCAUUUUAUGAGGAAAAUACACAGAGAUAUAAAAGCUGGGAAUAUUCUCCUCAAUACAGAAGGACAUGCAAAGCUUGCAGAUUUUGGAGUGGCUGGCCAGUUAACAGACACAAUGGCCAAACGCAAUACUGUGAUAGGAACCCCAUUUUGGAUGGCUCCUGAGGUAAUUCAAGAAAUAGGUUACAACUGUGUGGCUGACAUCUGGUCCCUUGGCAUCACUUCUAUAGAGAUGGCAGAAGGGAAACCCCCUUAUGCUGACAUACAUCCAAUGAGGGCUAUUUUUAUGAUUCCCACAAACCCGCCACCAACAUUCAGGAAGCCUGAGCUCUGGUCUGACGACUUCACCGAUUUUGUUAAGAAGUGCUUAGUGAAGAGUCCUGAGCAGAGAGCCACGGCAACGCAGCUGUUACAGCAUCAUUUUAUCAAGAAUGCAAAGCCCGUGUCAAUACUGAGGGACCUGAUCACGGAAGCCAUGGAAAUCAAAGCCAAAAGGCACCAAGAGCAGCAGCGGGAGCUGGAAGAGGAGGAAGAAAAUUCGGAUGAAGAUGAGCUGGACUCUCACACUAUGGUGAAGACGGGUUCAGAAAGUGUGGGCACAAUGCGGGCCACCAGCACAAUGAGUGAAGGGGCCCAGACGAUGAUUGAGCACAACAGCACGAUGCUAGAAUCAGACCUGGGGACCAUGGUUAUAAACAGUGAGGAUGAGGAUGAAGAAGAUGGAACCAUGAAAAGAAAUGCCACAUCGCCCCAAGUACAAAGACCGUCUUUCAUGGACUACUUUGAUAAGCAGGACUUCAAGAACAAGAGUCAUGAAAAUUGUGAUCAGAGUGUUCGUGAGUCCUGCCCUGUGUCCCCGAGGGCUUUUCCCGAUGACUGGAGAGUCCCUCAAGAUGGAGACUUUGACUUUUUAAAAAAUCUAAGUUUGGAGGAACUACAGAUGCGGCUGAAAGCCCUGGACCCCAUGAUGGAGCAGGAGAUUGAAGAACUGCACCAAAGAUACAGUGCGAAGAGGCAGCCCAUCCUGGACGCCAUGGACGCGAAGAAGAGGCGGCAGCAGAACUUCUGACCCGUCCAUCAGUGUGAGCGGAGACCAAGCAGCCCCGGAACUGAAGGACUGUACUCCUUUUUAAUCCCUAAAUGUAUGUUCUACAGUUUUGCAAAAGUCAAAAACUAAUGAUGGUACACACCUAGAUAAAUUCCUGAAGGCAAACUUUACAGUUGCAUCCACUCUGACUUCAUUUUGAAAGGAUGAGGACGAUAGGUAGCUCUUUCUGCCAGCUCUUCCACCAGCAACCGAACCAGUCCAAGAGCAGAGCUGCUGCUCUAUGGCGCCGUACUGGAGGGCUUUAUGUUACAGUGUUCCUUAUUCCUAUGGAGAAGCCUAUUUAUUGUACCCCUAGGUAGACUUAUUUAUUUAUGCAGUUUCACUUUUUGUUUUUGAAAGACAAGAUCAGGAUAGUUUUGGUGAAUAUCCGGACACAUUGACAGAUGAUAAUAUACAACUAAAUUGUACAUGAAGCAGGGAGCUAUAGGUGUGUUCCUUCAUCUCCAAUACAAACAGAGCAGCAAGGGCAAUAAUAUCAAAUGGACCAGACAUUUUUAUACUGAAGACUUAAUUCCAUUUCUCCCCUUUGAAGUGUUAAUUCUUGACUUUAAUAUUGGUACAAAUAAGGCUAUAUAUAUGUAGGUCAGACAGAAUUAUACCAUGUAAGACCAAAGAAAUCAAUGAAUCCUUGCACAAAAAAAGGUGUGGGAAAUACUUUUUAAAGAACUGAAACCUGAGAAGACAAUGUAAUGGUUAACAUUUCCUGUAUUGGUCCGCAGUAAUCUCAUCAAAUUUACUCUGCGAAAAUUGCUUUUGUCAUAGGACUUUUUGUUGAUUUCACUUAUUUCCUGGGAGUUGAUAGGUAUCAUGUAUCUGACAAUAACAAAACAGGAAAAAUGUUUGUACUUAACUGGGUGUCCUUGGGGCCUGAAAAAAAAACCAAACAAAACAGAUUUAAGCUAGAAAGAGACUCGUUUCUGAGCGGAAUUACCGCUUGUGUAACUGAACCGGGACCAUCCUUUCCUGCGCUACACACGGCCAUUUUGAGUGUGUGUUCCUUAUGUGUUGAUUACUAUGUGUACAUCAUGAAGACAAAUAAAUUCCAUUGUGCCACCCA
Messenger RNA from Peromyscus maniculatus bairdii (prairie deer mouse), 2759 nucleotides. It is a transcript of the gene Stk3, whose product is annotated as serine/threonine kinase 3. NCBI's taxonomy places the organism in Eukaryota, Metazoa, Chordata, Mammalia, Rodentia, Cricetidae. The record is from RefSeq and is a predicted model, not a curated record. Gene Ontology annotation, cellular component: cytoplasm. Gene Ontology annotation, biological process: protein tetramerization; signal transduction; protein phosphorylation. Gene Ontology annotation, molecular function: protein serine/threonine kinase activity; ATP binding.